AGGUACCUCCUUCAAUUGUUUAUGGAAGCGGGUUGCCUCGAAUGGUCGUUGUUAAUAUCAAUAUUGCUCAGAGAUGCUAUGGCUGUUUUACGAACUGUGAAUGCUGCGAAACCGCCAGAUCAGUCGAUCGAGUCUGUGUCGAGGCUUCGCCAAGGUUUGCUCAUCUUGAAUUAUUGGACGAAUACUGAAUGCCUAGGAUACAAGGCAUUCAUGCUCGCCAUACAAAAUCAAAUCUCCGUCCUGUCGCGUAUCCUCGAAACGAAGAUCCAACAACAACAAAUCACCGAAUACCAACGAGCCGUUUCGGCGUCGUUGAACGAAGUGGCGUCGCCAGUUCUGAGUCGGUCUCGUAAGACGAGCUCGAAUCAAGACAACGCCAGGAACAGUCAUCCGAUACUCAGAGAAAAGAAAAUACCGAGCGUCGGUGGCAACACGAUGACGGACAAGCUGAACGAGGCCGUCGCAAAUAACGUCACAGACGGCGCUGUCAACGGUCAGCUGGAGAAGAAUGGCGUCGCGGAAGGUUCUGGAUGUGUCAUUGCCUAAGAUCACCUGAUAAUUAUACCCUAGAGCAAACUGACUUCUACUCAAUAUAUUUAAAGAAUUACCAAAAUUUCUCAGCACUUAAAUUUGCCACUAAAUGAAAUUCUCUUAUAAACUGGUGUGUGGAAUCAUCUCUUUUAUCAGCCUGAAAUUUCCUACAAUUCAAAAAGGAAACAUAGGAGAGCGCUGAUACAAAGAAAACUAUUUUUCUGGAAAACUGUGAUAUAUUGUUCUUAUUUGUAAAUUAUCGCGCCGACAACACAUAUCAGGAUGAUUGCAAUGAUGAGCAACAUUCGUUGCCACAUUUAAAUGAAGAUGCGGUGAUGUUUACACAACAAAUAUCACAUGGCAUUUUUCUAGAAUAAUAUUACAUGUAGCAAUUUAUGUCAUCACGUCUAGCGCGUAUAAAGCGUGUCCCAAAAUUAACGCAAGUUUUGAAUUAAAUAGAAAACACAGUUUUAAGUCUUCACAUUAUUUUUUUUGAACCAUAAAAUACUUAGGAUGGGGUUAUGUAUGGAAUAUCACGUCGGGCAAACGACGAUUUUCCAUGACCUUUCUGCAUAAAGGUGGCUGAGUUUCGAGUUGUGGACUUGUUAGCCUUUGACUUUAAAUAACCCCAUAAGAAGAACUCUAAUGGUGUUAAGUCACUCCAUCUAGGAGGCCAAUUCUGACCACCGAAACGGGAAUGUACACGACCAGGAAAUGCCUCAUGUGUCUUGUUGAAACGAUAUACCAAUUUCUGGACCCAUGUUGGCCAUGAAAGCUAAGUUUUUUUAUAAGGAAAUAACAAAAAAGAUGAUUUUGUGACCAGCAAAGGAUGGCUAGAACGUUUUAAAAGUCAUACGGCAUACGUUUAAUGACUAUUACUGGAGAAAAACUUUCUAACCAUGUCACCUGCAUAGAGCCCUUUAAAUUAAGAUUUUUGCAAAAGGUGAACGAUUUAAAUCUUGACCCGUCACAGGUGUACAAUGCAGACGAAUCAGGGCUUUUUUGGCCUGUGAUGCCUAACAAAACUUUCGUUUCUUUUAACGAAAAAUUCGUACCUGGACGAAAAGUAAGUAAAGAGCGUGUAACCAUACUACUAUGUGCUAACGCUGCGGGCACACACGCGCUUAAGAUGAUGGUCAUUGGGAAAUCUAAUAAACCACGGGCUUUCUGAUUUACCUGUACACUAUUACGGACAAAAAAGUGCAUGGAUGACAAAAGACCUUUUCAAAAAGUGGUUUGUUGAAUGCUUCGUACCUGAAGUUAGAAAAUGGUUAAAAGAUCAUAAUUUUCCUCAAAAAGCGUUGUUGCUUCUUGAUAACGCUCCCGGUCAUCCGCCUGAAGAAAAACUAACACCUGAGGAUAAAUGCAUCACUGCGAUGUUUCUUCCGCCAAAUUGCACUGCACUGAUUCAACCAAUGGACCAGAAUAUCAUUUAGUUUGUCAAGCAAGACUAUAAGAAAAACCUACUUCUGAGAGCCGUAUCAAAGGACCAAGCAAUAGAAAAGACUUUAAAAGAAUUUAAUAUGAAAGACUUGGUUUUUGCUAUUUGUCAGUCGUGGAAUGCGUUACCGUCAUCAACUAUUAAAUCAUCUUGGAAAAAGUUAUGGCCAGAUAUAGUCACCACUCCUAGCAACGUUCCACAAAUCAGUGUUACUUCGGAAGUUAUAGAACAAGUCGCUACUGAAACACAGAUAAGUCCGGAAGAUUUGGAAAUCUGGUGCCGUGGAAUGGAUAAAGAGGAAAAUGUUUUUCAUGAAAUGUCUGUCGAAGAGAUUAUAAAAGAGGUUUCUAAUUAUACAACAAACAAUCAGGAAAAUAACGACGACGAGAUUGCAACUGCUCCACAAGUCACAGCACAAGACGCAAUUAACGCCUUUGAGCUAGGUUUACAAUGGGCUGAAGAGAAUGGUACAUCCUACAACGAACUUUUACUUUUGAGAAGACUGAGGGAAAAAGCUCUGAUCUCGCGUUAUAACAACCUUAAACAAAAAAAAAAUGAUGAAUAUUUCCAAGCUUCAUAAUUUGAUAAAUUCAUCAAUGAUUUUGAUUAAUAAUUCUUGAUUAUUUUGGUACAUAUGUAUGUGCAUGUAUGCUUAAUUUAAUAAUAAAACGUAAGCUCUCUAUUGUUAUUUAAUUUACUAAAUUCGACAUACAUAAACUAAGUAUGAUCUGUACUUCAAAGUACAUACAUAUACAUAACAUAUAUAAUCUUACCAUUGGAUAUGUAAUUUGUCGGAUUACAAGGCACCCUUUUGUAAAAAAUUCUGGACUAUAGGGAGUCUUAGGCAGUGCUCUAUAAUCCGACAAAUUCGAUAGUCCGACACUGCCCUGCAUAAUGUUUGUCGGAUUACCGGAGGUCCACUGUAAUGGACACAUCCACAGCAUCCAAUUUCGGCAGAAAGAAGUGUGUUAUCAUGUCGAGAUAUCGAGGACCAGUAACAGUUACCGCUUCACCAGCCUCAUUUUCAAAAAAGUAUGGUCCAAUGAUGGUUCGAGCCCAAAAUCUGCACCAAAUAGUGACACGUUGUGGGCGCAUUCCUUUUUCGACAAUCACACGUGGGUUCUGCGAACGACAAAUACGACAAUUUUGGCGAUUAUCAAAACCAUCUAGGUGAAAAUGUGCUUUAUCGCUUAGGAUGAUUUUACUCGAAAAAUCAGCAUCUACUUGUUGAUGUUCAAUAAUCCAUUCCACGAACUUUCUUCCCUGGUCAUGGUCCUUACGCAUUGUUUUGAUUGACUUUUGUAAGCAUAGAGAUGCAGAUCUUUUGUGAGUAUACGCUGUAGAGAAUUUCUUGAAAUUUGCAGUUCUUGUCCACGACACCGAAUUGACGUUCCUGGGUUUUGACCAACACUCUCAUGCACUCACUCGACAUGGACAUUUGAACGGAUUGUUUUUGGACGACCGGUGUGGUUAGCGUGUCCAACUGAUCCAGUCUCUCUGAAUUUUUCAAUUAAUCCGGCCAUAUUUUGUAUAAAAUUUUCGAACAGCGGACGAUGAACUUUCAUGAUUUUUGAACUAUUAUUCGAUAAUGAAAACUACAUUAUUGCGUCCUAUAACGCUCUACCCUAACAUCUCAGCUGUCAAAUUGCUCUUUUUUCAGGGCUGCCUGCAAUUUACUGCAAACGUGGUGGCAAAUUAAAAUCUUGCGUUAAUUAUGGGAUACCCUUUACUUUUGAAACAGACAAUACAUAAAUUAUAACAAACAUUUUCUUGCCAAGUUGAUAAUUAAAGUUUCUAUUUAUAAUAGUGUUAUUGAACAGGAAAAGCGACGUGACAUUUAACAACACGCUUUAUAUAUGAAUGCAAAUACAGGAGUAAAGACAAAAUAUCUCGUAUUAGUUAAUUUUUGUUGUGAGUUUUACAUUGUCUGUAUGUACCUUCGUAUCAAUAACUUUUCAAUUAUGGGUUGUGCCUCUUACCUAAAUCUCAGACAAAAAGGUAUGAUGUUUCUGUCCAUUAAUGAUAACAUCCGUAUUUUUAAAACGACUAUACCUAAGAACUGAAAACAGCUGUAAUGAGAUAUUUUUGCAAUCGUUAUAGUUUAUUCGAUAAUAUAAAUGAAAAAGAAAGUUAACGCUAAAUCGUAUUAUGUAUGUUAUUGGCCCUAUAUAAUGGUGGCUGUCGCGCAGGUAUUGCACUCCUAUACGGAGGAAAAUACGGCAACAGAUAUUGAGCAAAAUGCCAAGAUUAAAAUUGUGAUAGACCUUGCUACUGCGCAAAAUCGAAAUCACUAAGAUCUUAACGAAGCAGCAAAAUAAGAGCGUUAAAAACUCUCUAAUAACGCUUGCAUUUUCCAUUCAAUUUUAUUUUUCUCCAUAUAGAAGUGUAAUUGCAGCGCUGCAGCAGUCACUGUACUAGGACAAUUAUGUUGUAGUAUUAAUUCAGAAUUCCAGCAUUGUGCUCAUGUAUUUAUUGUUUCUUUCUAUUUAUUAAUCAGAAUGGGUGAUAAGGUUUAUAAACUUUUAUUUGAUAAGUUGUUUUUAUAUAGUAAUAAUGUUGACAUUUUAUACAGUUUGUUGAAAAUUUGUAACCUG
Molecule: messenger RNA, 4566 nt
Organism: Acanthoscelides obtectus
Lineage: Eukaryota; Metazoa; Arthropoda; Insecta; Coleoptera; Chrysomelidae
Source: the annotation of a GenBank genome assembly